UAUAAUUUUCUACUUGCGUUUUGCCGACUUCUGACUAGUGAAUUGUGACUUAAAAAUUUAAAGAUUUCAUUCGGCAAUUUUUAUUAGUAGGUACCUUAUAGAAUAUUGUUGCUCUUAAAAAUAAUUUCUUUUGUUCGAUUGUUAGUUUUUAAACAGACGACUUUUCGUUGAUUUAUUUGUCGAUAUUUCAACAGUGUUCAGUUUUCAAUUAUAAAUCAAUAUUAAGUAGGUGCAUACUAUACAAUAUACACCUACGGCAGCAGUCAUGAGCGACGAUGAUAUUUGGCGUACUUCGAGUUUUCGACACAAUGUGGUCAAUAAAAUUGAUGAAGCUAUUGCUCAAUCAGGAAUGCCCACGUCAAAGAACAGUUUGGAAAUGGAAAAUCAUGUAUUCUUGAAAGCCAAAAGUAAAGAUGAGUACUUAAGCUUUGUUGCACGUUUGCUGUUACAUGUAGGUGGAAGAGAUAUGAGAGGUGGUAAUCAGAUGAUGAAUAUGAACCAAAACCCUGGUCCUGUAAAUGCAACAACAUUAUUGCAAACAUUAAACAAUCGACCACAAACUCAAAAUAAAUUACCUGGCCAAAUGACAAUGGGACCUGGUCCAAUGAACCAAGGUCCAAUGAGCCAAGGUCCAAUGAACCAAGGUCCGCCAUUAAGACCUAGUGGACCUAUGGGUCAAGGACCAAUGAUGCAAAAUCCUAAUGCAGGUCCUAUGGGCAAUCAGAUGGGUCAAGGGCCUCCUAUGCCUAUGUCUUCAGUCAUGGGUGGUCCACCAAUGCAGAAUAUGCCUGUUCAAAUGCCUGUACAAGGAAUGCCUGUACAAGGUAUGCCUGUACAAGGUAUGCCAGUGCAGGGUAUGCCUGGUGUUGUUCCAAAUAAUAUGCCAUCAAAUGCUAUGGGUCGUAUGCAACCAAGAAAAAUGGCUGUUGGCCCAGAAAAUGUGAUGAUGAUUCCUAAUCAACCAGUCGUUGGAGGAUAUCCAGCUGGACCACCAAGAUCUGUAGGGAGUAAUCAAUUUCUUAGUCACAAUAGUCCUUCAUCACCUCAACAAUCACCUGUUAAUGUUCUUCCAUCUAGUAAUCAAAUGAUUGGUUCACCAAGUGGUCCUCAACUAACUCCUAGUGGUCAAAUGAGUGGGCCGAUUAGAUCAAUUGGUAAUGUGCCAUCUCCAGGUAGUUCAGUUCCAUCAUUAAAUACUCCUAUGAACCCAUCAUCUAAUGCAGGUCCAAGUCCUCUUGCACAAGAAGACAUAGCAUAUAGAGAAAAAGUUAGGCAACUGAGCAAAUACAUUGAACCUUUACGAAAAAUGAUUGCACAUAUGGGGAAUGAAGAUGUUGAAAAAUUAAGUAAGAUGAAAAAGCUUCUAGAAAUACUAUCAACUCCCACCCAACGGAUGCCGUUGGAAACUUUAUUGAAAUGUGAAACUGCUUUGGAAAGAUUAGACUUAAGCAGAGGAGAAGGUGGUAGUGUUCCUCCGCCACAAUCAUCUACCAUGAGAGAGGUGCAUCCAUUAAUUGAAGUGAUUGGGUCAAUGAUACAAUCACCAAACUUUAAUCAUACGCUUCACAGAACAUUUGCACCUUGCAUAGAAUUUAUGGUGGGCCAAAGACGACCUUUAUCACCACCACCAUAUACAGGAAAUGAAAAUUCCAAUGAAGUUCAAAGUAUCAUACCUAAAGCAUUAGAAGGUGAAAUUGCAAGACUCGAUCAACGUUUCAAGGUUUCUUUAGAUCCUGUUCGUCCAAGUGGAGUUUCUUGUAUCCGUCUCUUAUGUUGGUUGGAUGAUAAAAAUUUGCCUUGUGUACCCCCAAUUAAUAUCAUUGUUUAUGAGAAUUAUCCCCCUGCAAAUCCCGCAUGUAUAAUUUCGUCCAAUGACUAUGGUGGCACAUCAUUUCUCAUGUGUGUUAAAGAUGUGUUUGAGUCAAGGAUGAUGUUGAUGCCAGUCCGUUUUACAGUGUCUCAUAUACUUGACUCGUGGGAAAUGAGUGUUAGGCAAGCAGUAGCUCUUUUACUUGAUAACAAAGAUUCAAUAGCCAAUAAUUGAAUGUGGUAAAAUUCAUAUCUCCUGAACUCCAUAAAAUUAUGCUCAUUUUAUUUUAUUGUUGUUAUUAUUAUUAUUAUUAUUAUUAUUAUUAUUAUUACUUUUAUUUGUGUAAGCAACAAU
This is a messenger RNA of Rhopalosiphum maidis (corn leaf aphid), 2164 nucleotides long. Its product is annotated as mediator of RNA polymerase II transcription subunit 15-like. NCBI's taxonomy places the organism in Eukaryota, Metazoa, Arthropoda, Insecta, Hemiptera, Aphididae. The transcript has 12 exons. Bases 266 to 2044 code for a protein of 592 amino acids. The record is from RefSeq and is a predicted model, not a curated record. Gene Ontology annotation, molecular function: transcription coregulator activity. Gene Ontology annotation, biological process: regulation of DNA-templated transcription.